Aegilops tauschii subsp. strangulata is the source of this 1009-nucleotide messenger RNA. RefSeq lists its product as uncharacterized. NCBI's taxonomy places the organism in Eukaryota, Viridiplantae, Streptophyta, Magnoliopsida, Poales, Poaceae. The record is from RefSeq and is a predicted model, not a curated record. Gene Ontology annotation, molecular function: protein binding.
UUAAUUACUCAUGAUUGGUGCUGUCAUUCGAUAGAUGAAGCUCUUUGUUGAAACCCUCGCCGGCAAGACGAUCACCGUCAAGGUCGACCCGUCGGACACCAUCAACGUUGUUAAGGCCAAAAUUCAGGACCAGCAGUGCCUUACCUUUGGCGAGAAGGAGCUAGAGGACAGACGCACCGUGGCCGAUUACAGCAUCCAGGAUGAAUCCACUCUUCAUCUUGAUCUGCGCUACCAGAGAAAGCGAAAGCAGCCAAGUGUCAUGCGUGGUGAGCAGCCCAAAUCUGCAAAAAAGAAGAGAAUGGAGUAUCAAAUCUUUCUCAAAGGGCUUGUAGACAAAACCACCGCCCUUGAGGUUGCCUGCUCGGAUACCGUCAGAAGUGUCAAGGAGAUGAUUCGGGACCGGCAGGACAUUCCCGUGGAUGAGCAGAGGCUGAUCUAUGCAGGGCAACAGCUUGAAGAUGGUCGCACCAUGGAUGACUAUGGCAUCAAGAAGGAAUCUACACUUCACCUCUUGCUCCGCCUCCGAUCAUGCGGUCCUAAUAAUUGCCCAAGAGUACCUAUCCCAACAGUGGUAACCUAGUUUUCCUUCCUGUCUGCUUCUUUGAGAAAGUCUACACGCUAGUGAUUAAUCACCAGUUCCUAUUUGUGCUUGGUAAUAAUCAUGAAUACUAUUGUGCUUGGUAAUUAAUCACCAGUUCCUAUUUGUGAUGCCAUAUUUUCCUAUGUCGACCGGAUACAGUAUAGCUAAUUAUGAAAUUGAAAUUCCUAAAUUAUAAAGAGAAAAAGCCCUUCCAGACACCAUUAAAGUUAAUUUGGUUUCUAAGCCGGUUCCUUCUGAUAUUGAAAUUCCUCAACUAUGAAGAAAAAAAACCCGCUGCCAAACACCUUUAAGAUCAAUUAUUUUCUAAGCUGGUUGCUUCGAAUUCUCAACAUACUAAAAUUGUUAAGGAGGCUGAUGUGCAAGUUCACAAUCUUGUUCUCUGUAAUUAUCUUUUGCACUGCAAAAAAA